CCGCACUAAAUAAGGCUAAUGUUUCCAGUUUCCAGAGGUUGAUGUCAGUGUAACUGGAUUCCUCCAGUCUGGAAACAACUGGGAACAAGAUGGCUGAGGGUGGACUGGAAAACUGCUUUUCCAAACUCUCACAAAAGCUUGACUAAAGCCACCCAGAGAGAAAAAACAUGCAAGUUACUGUAAAUGACACGAUGAGCUCCAGUCGCGUCCGUCCUCAAGCACCGCAGGCCCAGGCGGCAUCUGCCCCCGCAUCCUCUCCGCCUUAUGAAGGGAUCGAGAUGGAGAAAAUGCAUCAUGAAGAGGUGGGCCUCGGAGUGCCCGAUGAGACCCCCUCUCCACCCACCUCCAGCUCCAGACAGGCAUGGAGCCGGGAUAACCCAGUGUUCGAGCCGGAGGAGGGGAUGAUGGAAGCGGACUGGCCUCCGGCGAGCCCCGGUCGGAGGUCUGUGUCCACGGCGUCCAGCAGCAGCAUCAGUGCGCGCAUCAACAGAGGACUGUACCCAACUCCACCAGCACAAGAACACAGCAGCUGUGGCAAGAGGAUACUGGAGAAAAUGAGAGUGCUGUGGGAUACCCGUCUUUUGGGUGAGAGCAACAGUAACCGAGAGAUGUACCUGAAAACUACACCACCAUAAAUGAUCACCCACAUCAUAUUUAUGUUCAACAUUGUAUUAGUAACCUAUGGAAUGGUGAGCACCAACAUGUACUACUACACCAAAGUCAUGUCCCAACUCUUCUUGGAUACACCGCUGACAAGCAGAGAACCCACGACCUUCAAGACCCUCUCAACCAUGGAGGACUUCUGGAAAUUCACAGAAGGCCCCUUUCUUGAUGGCAUGUACUGGGAGUUCUGGUACAACAGCAAGAGACUCCCAGAAAACCAGAGUCUGAUCUACUACGAGAACCUCCUGUUAGGCGUCCCACGUCUCCGGCAACUCAAAGUACACAAUGAGUCCUGUUCUGUCCAUGAGGACCUGCGGGAUGAGGUUUACGACUGCUACAGUGUCUAUUCUCCCACCAAUGAGGACAAGUCACCAUUCGGACCAAAGAAUGGCACAGCGUGGAGAUACGCAGAGGAGAGCAGGCUGGGUGAGAGCAGCUACUGGGGUCAGGUGUCGACCUAUAGCGGUGGAGGAUACUACCAAGACCUGUCACGCACUCGAGAGAAGUCAGCCAAUCAGCUGCAGGAGUUAAAAAACAACCUCUGGUUGGAUCGUGGCACUAGAGCAGUGUUCCUGGACUUCUCCAUCUACAAUGGCAACGUUAACCUGUUUUGUAUUGUCAGGUUGCUGGUGGAGUUUCCAGCCACAGGUGGCGCUGUGACCUCCUGGCAGUUCCAGACAGUCCGUCUAAUCCGCUACGUGUCCAGCUGGGACUACUUUGUGGGGAUGUGUGAAGUGGCCUUCUGCCUCUUUGUGCUGUAUUACCUGGUAGAAGAAGUUCUAGAGAUCCGCCUGCAUCGCUUGCGUUACUUCAAGAGCCCUUGGAACUGCUUGGAUGUUCUCAUUGUCGCACUCAGCGUUCCAGCCAUCAUUAUGAACAUCUGCAGAACUUCAGCGGUCAGUCACAGACUUCACUUCCUGCUGGAGAACCACAACACAUACCCCAACUUUGAGCCGCUUGCUCGCCUUCAGGUUCACUUCAACAACCUGGCUGCCGUCAUCGUCUUCCUCUCGUGGGUGAAGCUUUUUAAGUUUAUUAAUUUCAAUAAGACCAUGAAUCAGCUGUCCACCACCAUGUCACGCUGUGCCAAGGACCUGAUGGGCUUCGCUAUCAUGUUUUUCAUCGUGUUCCUGGCCUACGCUCAGCUGGCAUAUUUAGUGUUUGGAACUCAAGUUAACGACUUCAGCACCUUUCAGGCCUGCAUUUUCACACAGUUCCGGAUCAUUCUGGGAGAUUUUGACUUCUCAGAAAUCGAGGAGGCCGACAGCGUGUUGGGGCCAAUUUACUUCACCACCUUUGUGUUCUUCAUCUUCAUGAUUCUACUGAAUAUGUUCUUGGCCAUCAUCAAUGACACUUACUCUGAGGUGAAAGCUGACAUGGCCCAGCAGAGGUCAGAGAUGGAGAUCACAGACCUCAUCAAGAAGGGCUACAACAGAGCGAUGGUCAAACUCAAGCUGAAGAAGACCUCCAUCAAUGACAUCCCAGACAGUUUACACCAGGCUGCAGGCAAACUCAACACCAAUCAGUUAUAUGCAUUUGUGCACAGAAAGGGCCAUUCGGAUGCUGAGAUUGAAGCCAUUUUUGCCAAGUAUGACCUUGACGGAGAUCAGGAACUGACCGAACACGAGCACCAGCAAAUGAGAGAUGACUUGGAGAAAGAGAGAGAGGACUUGGAUCUGGAGCACAGUUCGCUGCCCAGGACAGUGAGUGGGCGGAGCUUCUCACGCAGCCAGGACGACUCUGAGGAGGACGACGAUGAGGACAGUGGACACAGCUCUCGUCGCCGUGGCAGCAGCUCAGGGGGCGUGUCAUACGAGGAGUUCCAAAUGCUCGUGCGUCGAGUGGACCGCAUGGAGCACUCCAUCGGCAGCAUCGUGUCAAAGGAGAGAGCUAAGAUGAAGAGGAGAGAUGUGCUUGAAAGAACCAAGAAUAAAAUCAUGGAGGACGAGAGGAUGGGCCGAGAUCCAGAGCUGCACCGAGAGCAAAUGGACAGGCUGGUGAGAGAAGAACUGGAGCGCUGGGAGUCUGAUGACACCAUGUCACAGGUGAGCCACCAUCAGGCCACUCCCAUCAUCCCAUCUGCUCAGCUUCGCCCACGCAGCUCCCGCUCACCAUCCUCGCUGUCCAACGAGGGCCCAGAUGGUGCGGCCAGUGGGGCCACCCACAUGUGAAGAGUUU
This is a messenger RNA of Cyprinus carpio (common carp), 2841 nucleotides long. RefSeq names its product polycystic kidney disease 2. The record is from RefSeq and is a predicted model, not a curated record. The transcript is spliced from 15 exons. Gene Ontology annotation, cellular component: membrane. NCBI's taxonomy places the organism in Eukaryota, Metazoa, Chordata, Actinopteri, Cypriniformes, Cyprinidae. Gene Ontology annotation, molecular function: calcium ion binding; voltage-gated sodium channel activity; signaling receptor binding. Gene Ontology annotation, biological process: potassium ion transmembrane transport; detection of mechanical stimulus; release of sequestered calcium ion into cytosol.